GCCCGCUAGCAGCACAGCGCGGAGACUGGAGCCCUAGGGCCCGCCCGAGCAUCAGAGUGUCCACUAGUCCCCGCUAUCCCGGCCCUGCGCCCCUCCGGCCAUAGCUGCGGAGCCGCUGUCUAGAGCCCCAGCCUCGCCACCAUGAGAGUCCUGCUGGCAUGCCUGCUCCUCUGCGCCCUGGUCGUGAGCGACUCCGAGGGCACCCAUGAACUUCAUCAAGUGUCUGGUGCAUCGAAGUGUGGCUGUCUGAAUGGAGGAAAAUGUGUGUCCUACAAAUACUUCUCCAACAUUCAGCGAUGCAACUGCCCAAAGAAAUUCCAAGGGGAACACUGUGAGAUAGAUACAUCGAAAACCUGCUAUCAGGGGAAUGGUCACUCUUACCGAGGGAAGGCCAACACUGACACCAGCGGCCGGCCCUGCCUGGCCUGGAACUCUGCCACCGUCCUUCUGAAAACGUACCAUGCCCACAGACCUGAUGCCCUUCAGCUGGGACUGGGGAAACACAAUUAUUGCAGGAACCCAGACAAUCAGAGAAGGCCCUGGUGCUAUGUGAAGGUUGGCCUAAUGCAGAUUGUCCAGGAGUGCGUGGUGCACAACUGCUCUUCUGGAAAAAGUGCCCUCUCUCCUCCAGAAAAGUUACAGUGCAGCCAGAAGGCUCUGAGGCCCCGCUUUAAGAUUGUUGGGGGAGAAUUCACCACCAUCGAGAACCAGCCUUGGUUUGCAGCCAUCUAUAGGAGGCACCGUGCAGCCUCUGUCACCUACGUGUGCGGUGGCAGCCUCAUCAGCCCCUGCUGGGUGGUCAGCGCCACACACUGCUUCAUUGAUUACCAAAAGAAGGAGGACUACAUUGUCUACCUGGGUCGGUCAAAGCUUAACUCCAUCACGCCUGGCGAGAUGAAGUUUGAGGUGGAAAAGCUCAUCUUACAUGAGGACUACAGUGCUGACACCCUUGCUCACCACAAUGAUAUUGCCUUGCUGAAGAUCCGUUCCAGCACGGGCCAGUGUGCACAGCCAUCCCGGUCCAUACAGGUCAUCUGCCUGCCCCCAGCGAAUGAGGAUGCCCAUUUUGGCACAAGCUGUGAGAUUACUGGCUUUGGAAAAGAGAAUCCCUCUGACUAUAUCUAUCCAGAGCAGCUGAAAAUGACUGUUGUGAAGCUGGUUUCCCACGAGGAGUGUCAGCAGCCCCACUACUAUGGCACUGAAGUCACCAACAAAAUGCUGUGUGCGGCUGACCCACAGUGGGAAACAGAUUCCUGCCAGGGAGACUCAGGGGGGCCGCUGGUCUGCUUCACCCAAGGCCGCAUGACUCUGACUGGGAUUGUGAGCUGGGGCCGUGAAUGUGCCAUGAAGGAAAAGCCAGGCGUCUACACAAGGGUCUCAAGCUUCAUGCCCUGGAUACACACUCACAUUGGGGGAGAGAAUGGCCUAGCCCUCUGAGGGCCCCCAGAGAACCAAGGGAAGAGACGGGUACCACCCACUCCCACAGUGACCGUCACUUUUGCAGUAGGGCCAUCUGCACAGCUAUAUGUAACGAAGAGACUGAGGAAGAUGAGCUCUGCAGAGGUGGUUUUGCUUGUGCUGCCCAUCAGGGUGAGUGACAGUAGCUUCACCCUCAGAUACACGUCUGGGUGCUGGACACCCAGAUCUCCCCUGGCUAGGAUGGAAGGGUGGUCCUCAACCAGAAUGGUAUUGUCAUUUUCUGGACUAAAGCUUCCUGGAGUUAAAAAUGGCAUCUUCUGUGCAUAGGUGGAAGGAGAGCCAGCUCCCUGGCAGUGGGCCAUUCAUGAGGCCCACUGUUGGGAAAUGAAUAAUUUCCCAAUUAGGAAGUGUAACAGAACUGAGGUCUCUUGAGAGAGCUUGGCCAAUGCAGGAACAGUGGUUUGGAGAGUAAGGACACUAAAUGACUUGAGGGAAGGGCUCUGACAUUCCAUGAAUGUAUCAGGAAAUGUUAUAUACGCGUGUGUAUGUUGGCACACUUGUGCACAGGCUGUGUCAGUGUAAGAGCUGGUGUUCUGUGUCUGACUGCACGUCUAGAUACUUCCCCAAAUCGUAUGGACUGUGACAUCACACAGAAUGGCCUGUUUGGAGAGGUUGUGGGGCCUCUUGGGUCUCCCAGGCAAUGAUACAUAUAAAUGUAUCAUUCUGGGGCACAGACUGUGACCAGCACUAAAUUUCCAGUUUCACAUUCACAUAGAUGUCCAUUCUUGGCCAGUUAUCCCUUCUGACCUUCCAGCCGAGUUCAUCCAAUCCUCACUGAGUGAGGUGAGGACCAUUCCUGUACACUGAAUAUUUAAUAAUUAUAUUCUGGUAUUUUUAUUUAUAUCUAUUUUUGUAAUUUUGAAUAAGUAUGAUUGAUCAAAUGUGAUUUUUCUGAAGAUUUUGGCUCUUCCCUCGUGCUUGUAUGGGAGGGAGUUGGGAGCAUAAAAAGUAGAAAAUGACGAUGGUGGAAUGCACCCGAGUUUCCUGUGGGGCUAUAUCUGGACUUAAUGGGGCUUUGGGAGGAGAAGCUAGGAGACUUGUAGAACAGACCCUCCAUAGCACAUAAGGUACAAAAAUGUGCCCCAGGCCAGAAGUCCACAGCUUGGUAAAUGGUGUGCAGGCUUUGUCAACUCCCAGUUCCCUCCUCAGCCUGAUGCCUUUGUGCAGUGCACAUCUUGUACAACUUUACACGGUGAUCCUACCAUAUACUCUUCACUCUGCCCCCAACAAUCCUUGGGCUGACUUCAACCAAGGGGGACAUGUGCAUGAGUGAAAAUUGAUGAUCCCAAACCCAGCCCAGCUUGAGUCUGUGGCAUUCAGGAAACAGAAGACAUAAUUUCCCAUCAUCUGUGCAUGGGGCUGGUGCUGAGUUUCCUCAGUGUGUGUUAAUGAAGCUCAUGACCAGCCUUUGCUAUCCCUAAUAUCAGGGAGCUCAGAAUCUAAAGCUGGGUGAUAUCCUAAUGGGCGUGUACAUAUAUUUUGAACCAAACAUCAGCUUCUUAAGAACUGGAUGUAGAAGGCAGGUCAGGAGUUACAGUUGGAUGCCAAAAUUUUGGAAUUUCCAAGCUAUGCUAGUGAGUUUUGGCAGUGUUUGUUAGCCAAGUCACCUGCGAACUUAAAAAAAAAAAAAAAAAAAAAAAAAUAUAUA
Eubalaena glacialis (North Atlantic right whale) is the source of this 3127-nucleotide messenger RNA. It is a transcript of the gene PLAU, whose product is annotated as plasminogen activator, urokinase. Lineage: Eukaryota; Metazoa; Chordata; Mammalia; Artiodactyla; Balaenidae. The record is from RefSeq and is a predicted model, not a curated record. Gene Ontology annotation, biological process: regulation of cell adhesion mediated by integrin; fibrinolysis; plasminogen activation. The transcript has 11 exons. The coding region runs from base 142 to 1437 and encodes 431 amino acids. Gene Ontology annotation, molecular function: serine-type endopeptidase activity.